This is a messenger RNA of Acanthaster planci (crown-of-thorns starfish), 2878 nucleotides long. RefSeq names its product yippee like 5 (gene ypel5). The record is from RefSeq and is a predicted model, not a curated record. Lineage: Eukaryota; Metazoa; Echinodermata; Asteroidea; Valvatida; Acanthasteridae.
AACUUAAAGAAAAGUUACAGCGCACACGUGGCUGACACUGAGUGGCGCGCCAUCACGGUUCGCGGAAGUCAGCUGUUAAUGCGGUGACGUCAGCAUGCUUCAUCGUUGUAGUCCGAUCGACCGGCUGUGUGUUUACAUGUAUCAACAGAGAGUGCGGGAAAGAAAGAACCUUUUUGUCUGAUAUUUACAUUAUUUCUGAUCUUCUGUACUCCAGUCUUCUGAGGGUAUUGUAGAUAACAUACUGGAACUUUGCCAAGGAGCAGCAUGGGUCGAAUCUUCCUAGAGCACAUUGGUGGCACUCGGCUAUUCUCCUGUGCCAAUUGCGACACAGUGCUGACUAACCGGAUUGAGCUGAUGUCCACUCGGUUCACGGGCUCCACGGGCCGGGCCUUCCUCUUCAAGAAGGUGGUCAACCUGUCCUUUAGCGAGGUGCAGGACCGGGUCAUGCUGACAGGCCGGCACAUCGUCCGUGAUGUUUUCUGCAAGAAUUGCGACUCUAAGCUGGGCUGGAUCUACGAGUUUGCUACGGAGGAGAGCCAGCGCUACAAGGAAGGCAAGGUCAUCCUGGAGCGGGCUCUCAUCACGGAGAGCGAGGGGAUCGAGGAGCACCUCGGCGAGGUAUGAGGGGAGGGUCAGACUCCUCGGUGUCAGUCGGAGGAUUUUGGAAGCCGAGACAGGGGAUCGGAUGUGCACCCUGCACCACCCCUACGGAGGAUUGGCAAAGGCCGUCAAAAGAAAUGACUGUCAUCUGUAGUACUGUACAUGUACCUCACACGUACUGGUACAGUCAAAGGUGUUUUGUCAACAACUGAGAUCAAGGACUGAGAGUAGUUGAAAGAACUGAUUCACAGUCAAGAACAUUGAAGAGGAAGGUAGCUGAGCUUGAUUGAGAGGACAUGUCUUACACGGGUAUGGGGCAAACUUGUCAGUGCAGCACAACAAAAUGAACACUGACGAUUAUGUCAAUAUUCUUGUUAGUCCACGAGGCUUACCAUUUGUAGUACGUAAGGUUGGUUAGGUUCCAUCAUCAAUUUGUUGGGCAAUUGUCAAUAACAAGCCAAGGGCUUUUUUUUUUCAUUCACUUGAUUACUCACUUGCAGUCACUUGGUGACCUUUCUUUGUAUCAUUGUACAAUAAUGUGACUCUGUUGACCAGAUGCUAGAUCUUGCCUGGAUGGGGAAGGGAUAAGGCUCCGUAGCCCAAACUUUUCAGGUGCCGAGUAAAUCACUAACACGCAGAGUCUUGUUAGGUUUGGUGUGGUUAAUGUUAAUCAACCCUUUAGUGACCAGUACUGAAAUAUCACAUAAUGGCUACAGCCCGCUUUGGUAAGCCUUUGGUUUCAACGAAUUCUCAAGUUGAAGGUUUGUUCGUACAGAAUUCUUGCUCGGUUAAAAUUGUCAAAGAAUUUGCCUUAUUUAGAAAAGCCUUAGCCUCAGUGGGGUCUCUGAAGUCUAAAAAAGAAACCAUAAUGAUAUGUUGGAGAUUAAAUUUAGAAAUUUGGAAGGAUUGUUGAAUCCUAGAUGUUGUGAACUGUUCAUACAUGUAGAUGUAAUCUCCCUUAUUUGGGGAGACUUACUCGAAGUGCAGUGGGCUCUCUUGUGUAGUUCAAAAUACCCACCAAAUUCAUUUAACUUCUUUUGAAAUUCAGGACGAGGUUUUUUUUUACAAUAACUGUGAACUGUUAGUCCUUUUUUCCAUGGGAAAUUCAGAUGAGUUAAAAAUAUCCUCAAAAAUGCUUAAACCUUGCACUAAGGCAUGGUUGUGUUCUUAAAUGUUUGCAGGAGAAACAAAAUGCCUGUAGGUCUUGAGGAUGGAAUGGGAAGAAAUGAUUUUUCAUGGAAUUGCCCUUGCUAGAUGAAAGACACGGGGUUUAGCUACAGUAUAAAGUAAGGACAGUUAUGCUUCAGAAGCCUCUGACAAUUGAAACAAAUUAAAACAUUUCCCCAGAGCAGACUGUCUCUGUUCAUUAUAAUGGAUAGGGGUUCAUGUAACUAUGCCUGCACUGUACACAUUUUUAGCUGAACUCUUUCAAGAGGCAUAUGUGUUGCUGGGCACUAGAAUAUGACCUAACAACAUUCAGUGCUUCCAUGGUACAUAUAAAUGCCAGAGUAGAUUCAAUUAGGAGUGGGCCUUUUUAUUUUCACCUGCCCACUUGUGCGUGUGUCAUGAAUUUCAUUAUGCAUGUAGAAUUUCAGUUGGUGUAUUGCUUUGUACACGUACAUCAAGGUAUAUGUACCAGUGCACUUGCACACCUGUACAUGCCUGGACUAAAAUGUACUUGAAAAUUUAUUUCAGUUGGGAAAAGAAUUCACAUUUUUGUCCAAGAUGCACUCUUCCUAAAAUUUCUGUCUUAAAUUUAGAACCUACUGCAGUAGUUAUAAUUGGUAGUUUCAUAAAUUAUACAUCAUAAUGGCACUUCUCUGCAUGGGUAGUCAUUUUUAUGUACUUGUAUUUAGGAAAUAAAUGGUACUGCGAGUUGUACUCUUCAGAUUCAUGUAGGUGGUAUGUGAACAUUUGGUUAUAAAUAGCAAAUAACCACAUUUGGCAGUUGCCAAUGCAGUUGACCACGUCAUGCAAGUACAUGUGUGAUUUAUGGUUUUCGGUUGAUGUUUGGUAGACAUUGGCACAUCAGAUGAAAUUAAAAGUACACUGUACAGUUCGUGAUUAACUAGACGGGGACAAAGUAUCCUUAAGUUGGAUUUCGACCACAGUGGAUGUAAAUGGUGCCUACAAUCUGAUUGAUUUUCGAGAUUUUCGUAAAGACCAUACAAAGUUUUGUUCCUUGUUUUUUCAUUAUGAGUGGUUUGUACCAAACUUUUUUAUUCAAAAUAUAAUGCUAAUAAAGUAUUUAUAGAAUUUUUGCAGAGAUAAACAGGAA